Oreochromis aureus is the source of this 888-nucleotide messenger RNA. RefSeq names its product ubiquitin carboxyl-terminal hydrolase 47. Gene Ontology annotation, cellular component: cytosol; nucleus. Gene Ontology annotation, biological process: protein deubiquitination. NCBI's taxonomy places the organism in Eukaryota, Metazoa, Chordata, Actinopteri, Cichliformes, Cichlidae. Gene Ontology annotation, molecular function: cysteine-type deubiquitinase activity; cysteine-type endopeptidase activity. The transcript is spliced from 9 exons. The record is from RefSeq and is a predicted model, not a curated record. The coding region runs from base 1 to 888 and encodes 295 amino acids.
AUGAUCAGCUCCAGGAAACGGAACCUGGAAGAAGUGAACACAGAAGAGACGAAAAAACUAAGAGAGGAUGCAGAUGCGGUAAUCCAGCAGAAGAAAUUUCAUGGCCUGAAAAAUCAAGGAGCCACAUGUUAUCUCAACAGCAUCAUGCAAGUUCUCUUCAUGACACCUGAGAUUCACGACAGGUUGGAUCCAGAAUCACAGAAAAUAGACCAAGAGCUGAGAAACAUCUUUGAACUACUAAAGAAAAGAACGUGUGGAACAGAAAAGAUAACAAAGACUUUGGAGAUCCAUAAUGUUUCUCAGCAGCGUGAUGCUGCCGACUGCCUGGAUCUGAUUUUAUGUAAGGUCAGCCCCCGGGUCUCUGAGCUUUUUGAGGGUCAGCUGAUGUACACAACAAAAUGCUCCAAAGGCCACGUCAUCAAUGAAGAGACAAAUCCUUUCUGGACUCUUCCACUGUCUCUCAGAGACAACCCUGAUGAAACAUACAGCAUGGAAGGAGGAUUUGAAAAGAUUUUCCAAACCAAGUCAUACAGUGGAGACAACAUGGUGUACUGUGAAGAAUGUGAGAAGAAAACAGAGGCAACCAGUAGAUGUGAGAUGGUGAAAUUUCCUCACAUCUUGAUUCUACUCCUGAAGAGAUUUGACUUUGACUACUACACCAUGUCAGAUUUCAAGUCAGACUGCUGUGUCGCUGUGCCAUCUGAAAUGACAACAAAUGGCAAAAAGUACAAAGUGUAUGGGAUAGUGAAUCACAUGGGCAGUCUGAGAGGUGGACAUUACACAGCCACUGUGCUGUCCAGGGAGGACCACACCUGGUAUGACUGUGAUGACUGUAAUGUGACAAAGGCUGAAGAACAGCUGUUUGCAAAAACCAAGUCAUACAGGUAA